UGCUCGGGUCCGCGGCUGCGGAUCUUGCUGCCGACGGGCGGUGUGGGCCGGGCUGACCGGCUCGGUCCCGGGGCAGGGCAGGCAGCGGGGCCGGCGGCUGGGCCCUGGGGCUUCCGCGGCGCAGCUCGGCCACGGGGGGGGGCCGUGUGCCGGGCCCGGCGGGUGUCAGGCAGCGGCUCUAACCAAAAGCGGCGUACGGGCCGCGCGAGCUGAGCCCCUUUCCUCAGAAGUCGUUUGUUGUAGGUUAAAUGAUUGCACUGGAAACGUGCUCUCGCGUGUAAUCGUUCCUUGUUUUAAAAAGUGUUAAUUAAAGAUAAUAUUUGCUACGUUCUUUAGGAACUUGUUCCCAGUGAUGGAAAAGUUACGCUUUGGGAGCCGGAGAGCUGCUUUCGGGGCUAAGCUGAGCUAGGACUGGCCUGUGCGUUGCCUAUUGGGACUACCGCUUUCUCAUCUCUUGCCUGGGACUUUCAGCAACUUUUUCAUUUUGAGAUCAGCUGAUAAAAGUAACACUAAGUAUUACUGCAAAAGCUGGUAAGCCAAGAAGAAAUGCAUUCAGUCAAGCCAGCAACUGCAGAAAGCUUCCCUAAUAAAAUAUUUGCUCCUCAGUGAAGCCUUAUCGACAGAGCUGAUGCAGUCUUGCCUGUGCACCUGAUUCUGAAUGAUAGAAUAACUACUGUUUGCUAAACUGAACCACAAAGAUCUCAUGCUUUGGAGAUGAAGAUGGUAAACCCAAGGAAAUAAUCCAGCUGCUGCCAUUGUGACAACUGAAAGACCUUUGUGUCAAAAUGAACAGUUUUUGAGAAGGAUCUGGAAAACCAUUAAAUCUGAAAAAUGGGAGAAAGGAUAAGAAGCCCAGAUUCUGAACACGACAAGAAAUCAAAUGGGGAUAAAAACAGUGACUCCUAUUAUUCAGAUGAAGGUAAUGCUUCUCAUUCAUCUGACCAGUCGCCAACAGUAAGCUAUCCAUCUACAAGCCAAGAAAAAAGAGAUUACAAACCACAAACUUCAAACAGCCUUGUGCACUACCAAGCCACGAAGAAAUUGGGUUCCAAAUAUGCACCAACGAAAAGAGGGACACAGUUGGGUUUCCGUUCUCAGAGCCUCACUAGGGAUUCUCCUGCAAAAGAUAUAGAUCUUGUUACAAAAAGAGUUCUUGCUGCUAGGCUGCUGAAAAUCAAUGAGCUCCAAAAUGAACUGACUGAACUCCACAUCAAACUAGAUGAGCUGCAGAAGGAAAACAGGGUGCUGAAGAGGCUUCAGCACAGGCAGGAGAAAGCCUUGAAUAAGUUUGAAGAUACGGAAAAUGAAAUCUCUCAGCUCCUUGCUCGGCACAACAAUGAGAUUAGAAUAUUAAGGGAGCGCCUACGAAAAUCUCAAGAGAGAGAGCGUGCAAAUGAGAGACGGCUGAAAGAAUCGGAAGAUGAACUGUACAGAACAAAAACCGUCUUGCAGAAACUGAAAAAGCUGUCUGCAGAGAAGCACCUUGUGGAAAGAGAUGACCUGGCAAAGAAACUAGCCUAUGCAGAGAGCAGGCUAGAGGACAGUGAAAAAAGAAUUAAGGAUCUGGAAAAAAAUCUUGAAUUAACUGGUAGCAGUUUUCAGCGAGAGUUACAGUCAAAGAAAAAAAAGAUGUUUGAGGCUCAAGAAGAAAACAGAGCGCUCCAAGAAGAGCUUCAGCAACUAAAUCAGAAGCUGAAGGAAAAAGAACGAGAACUUGAAGCAAAAAAUAUAUAUGCUAAUCGUAUGUUGAAACUGUCACCAAGAAAAGACAUGGAUGUUAUACAGAGAAAAAGAGCCAACAACCAAAAUAUUAAAAAAGGAGCACAGCUCACAAAAGGUGUACAGACCAGUGGAUACUUCUCACCAGUAGAAUUUCUUCCAGAAUCAGAACUUGCCUGUGGUGACAAGAAAGAAGGGACUCUUCCUAAAAUAGAAAAAGAAACUCAAGAUAAAGGAUGGAAAGAGCAAGCAGACCUCCUAAGACAAGACCAAGACAUGGAAAGAGAAGAGAAACUGAAACGUUUUCAAGAAAUACAGGCUGUAGAGGAGAAGGCUCAAAAACUUCAUGAUGAGUGGGAAAGGGAAGAAUAUGACAAAAUGAAAAAAGAAAGCAGCUUUUUAUUGGAUGAAGGAGAGAAAACAAAGCUGGAAUCGGAAAACCACAAACCUAAAGUAGAGAGAGAAAGCACUGAAAUGCUGGAAGAGCGGCAAAAAAGAGAGUUCCUACUUGCUAAAAUGCAAGAAAUUGAUAGAGAAACACAAAACGUGAAACCUGAUUCCCAAGCAUCACUCAUAAAUACAGCAAGAAAACUUGAUUCCCUGGAGAAAAAAGAAAAAACAAACCAAUUCUGUGAGAUUCCUGGGAAGGUUAAUAAUGGAUUUCCUGUAGGUGGCAGCCAGGAUGAUGCCACAGGAGCACAAGGGCAGAAGCAACGAAAUCUAAGGACUGUAGAUUUACGCGGUGAGUUAACAUUUGGUAGUUAUGUACCUUCCUUUGGGAAAGGAUCAGGGAGACCGAGUUGGCUUACUCAAAAAAAUGACAACUUAGAAGAAAAUGUUAAAGAAAAUGCAGAUUUCAAUACUAAGAAAAUAAAGAAGUCCAAUUUAAUGGAACAACUCUUUGGAAGCACUACCGACCUUUCUAAAAAUGACGUUACAACACCUUUUGACGUAGAUUGGAACUUUGGUAAUACUCCUCCAGUCAAUAAAAACAGUAAAGUGAAGGUAAAAGAAGACAGUGGGCUUUUUGGCGAAGGAAGAAACCUAAACAGACACCGUUUGCAACACACUACAAGCAAGCUGGGAGUUAAGACCCUUGGUUCUUUAGAAGACGAAAUUGAAGAAGUAAUUUUACAAUAAUCAUAUUUUUAUAUGUUUCAUAUGUAAAUACUGGAAAAUAUUUUCAUGUAAUAUUUAUUAGAUUUGAAACAUUUCAGAUACACUGUAAAGCCUUAUGAAGGAGUAAUUUACAUAAAUGGGUAUAUGUGUAGAGGAAAGAUGCACUUUGAUAGAACAGCCUAACUUAUAUGCAGGAUGUUUCUUCUAAAAUAUAAUAUCCAAAUACAGACCUUGGAGGUGUGGCAGCGAGUUUCUUGGCAGAAGGAUAGGGAAGGUGUCCUAAGGGACUUUGGUAGAUGAGGUAGGUGCUGGCUGGCUGCCUCAGUGCCAUCUGAGAAGACACUUGCCCCAGUUUGGGCUCCAGACUGACUGUCGACGUUGGCACGUGGCACCAUCUGACUCGUGCUGCGGCGUCUUGAGCUCCCAGAGGCUUGGUAGCGCAGAGCUGGUAGGGAUGCCGUAGGAAUGGAAGGACCUGCAAAGGCUUACGCUCAGCUGAAUCCUUUGCUCACACUCUCUCUCGCAGCCUUCAUGGCUCCCUCUGGCUCUUGCUCCCCUGUGUGCUUGCUCUCUUUCCCUCUCCUCUCACUUUUCCCCUUUGCUUGCUUUCUGCCUUCUCUUGCCAUAGCUCUCAAUUUUUGUGACUUAAUGAUGUGUAAUGGUAUGUUAAGUAAAAUUAUACUUCUCACAGGGGAGCAUUAUUUUUUAUUAUAGAAUGAGUUGCCUAAGAAAGGAAGCAAGCUUUUAUGUGGCAGCCCUGGCACUCGGGGCAGCUACUAGAUGGGCAUCUCUGGCUAGCCAGCAUAGGAAGUGUGGUGUUUUAACCUGUUGGCUGCUCACAGUAAACUCUCUUUCAUUUGGAGUACUUCUAGGCCUCAGACAUCUUCUUUGUCAGGCAUUUGGAGAGCCUCUUAACUGUGUCGGGAGAAGGCAUUGAAACAUCAGUGUCAUGAAAUGGAUAGAGAUGUACCUAGCACAAAGGGUCAAGUAGAGAGAAAAUAUUCUACACUGCCAUCGUGUUAUCUCAGAAGAACAUCAACAGAAGAACAAUUAACUCAGGAACAGCUGAUCUCUCUUCUGCAUAGGUUUUCUGUAGACAUUACUAACAAAUUUGUCUAACUCUUCUCAUAUAUUGAUUGUAUUUAUUAUAUAAUGCCAUUUUUGGUAACAUCUAUGUAAAAUUACAGUCAUUACUAAGUAAUUUUUUUAACAAAAUGGUUUUAUUAAAUGAGUACAAUUUUUGUGUCUAGA
Messenger RNA from Falco peregrinus (peregrine falcon), 4089 nucleotides. It is a transcript of the gene LCA5, whose product is annotated as lebercilin LCA5. Lineage: Eukaryota; Metazoa; Chordata; Aves; Falconiformes; Falconidae. Gene Ontology annotation, cellular component: axoneme. The transcript has 10 exons. The coding region runs from base 832 to 2859 and encodes 675 amino acids. Gene Ontology annotation, biological process: intraciliary transport. The record is from RefSeq and is a predicted model, not a curated record.